AUCACUGCAGCCGGGCUGGGGGCACUCUGGUCUGUGCCACCCUCCGAGCCAGACAGACGGCAGGACGGACGGGCGGACAGCUGCCUCUCAGACCACCGCGCAUUAUGGAGGUCUGCACGUUGGAAGAGGACGGGGUGGUUGUGGGGCAGGGAAGUGAAGAAAAUGGGGAGCAGGAAGAGGGGGGAAUGAAGGCCUCGUCUCCCACGGGUUCCAACACGGACGAGGAAACAGACGAGGACUCCGAACCAGAGCCUCCGCAGGUCAAUCGGAGGAAGGUGUCGUUCGCCGAUGCAUUUGGCCUCAACCUGGUGUCGGUUAAGGAGUUUGACAAUGCUGAAGUAACAGAACCAGAAGUCAGCCAGCCCCCUGAGAACGAGGCGACCCAUCCCUUGGAGGAGUUCUACAUGUCCUCUCUGUUUGCAGUCCCCUCAUCCCCAGAGGAGCUGGACCAGAGUCUCCAAGCGCAGAUGGUAGAGCUCGAAAGCAUCGACCUCCUUCCGGGAACCACCACGCUGCGUGGCAUCAUCAGGGUGGUCAACCUCUGCUACGGGAAGUCUGUUUACGCCCGCGUGAGCCUGGAUCGCUGGACAAGCUACUUUGACGUGCUGGCGGAGUACGUGCCCGGAUCCAGCGAUAGGAAAACAGACAGGUUCACCUUUAAGUACACUCUGGUGCCUCCCUUUGAGAGAGAGGGCACCAGAGUGGAGGUCUGUCUGCGUUAUGAAACUUCAGUGGGCACUUUUUGGGCGAAUAACAAGGGAAUGAACUAUGUGCUGUUCUGCCAUAAGAAAGGAAAAGUAAAGGAGCACGGGCCUCAAGCGCAAGAGGAGAGUGCGUUCUACAAGAGCAAGAGGAGCUGUCUCAAAGCUAACAGGAGGGGGAGUGCAGAGGAAACGACCUGGGAGACCAGUAACCUAUCAACAGCUGCUGCAGAAGCAGAGGCCACACAUAAAGCAGAGGAGGCUAACAGAAAGAACAGCACAUAUAUACAAUCAUUACUAUAUAAUGAAGAACACAAAACUUUGGUGGAUAGCAUAAAAAGCAGGCACAGAGCAGCACGUUUGGCACGCGUGCAGGAUUUCCUCUCCCAAAGGAGGCAGCAAGUACCAGAGGCACAUGACUCGGCCGAUGGCCAGAAAGUUUCUCGGCCUUUGCCAACGCCGUGGGGCGACUCUGCCAACUUUCUCCAGAAACGCCAAAAGAAACAAUCCAACGAGAGUCCACAGGUGCUCACCUACCACCAGAUUCCUCUGCUCACGCUGGACUGGAACAACGACAAAGCCCAUCAGUGGGGGGCGGCUGACACGCAUGACGUCUGGACUGGAGGAGCUAAAAUGACCUUGUCAAAUGCGUCAGAGGAAAAUAUAGAAGAUACACCUCCUGUCAAUGAUAUGUGGGGGACCUUUCGCAACGGUACAGAUGAUACGACUGAUAAAGAAGCCUCCGUGUGCGAUGUAUGGCAGGCAUUUCUUAAUGGGCCGAGCUGUACGGACCAUUCUGGUGUUCCGGAGUCAGAAUGGCUGCAGACGGCAGCGUCAGUGUCUCCCUCGAAUGAUAAAGAGCCCAAUGCCCAAUAUGCAGCGAGCAGUCAAGAGUGUGAAUUUCAGGUGGGCGCGGAUACACCCACCACCUCGCAUGCACGCACCUCAGCUUUAUGUCAGCUGCUGUCAGAUACUUGCGAAAUAUCAUUGGAUAAUGUUGCCUUGAACACUGAAGACCACGAGCCGGAGGAGGCAUGUGUCAGCAGCCCACGAGAUGACAACACAGCGACACGAGAUGCAUCCCAAAGGUCACAGACAAACUCCGUAACAGACACUCGGCAGGAAUUUUGCCUCGAGGGGGCAACGCCUGUGUCCGAGGGCUCUGCUGACAGCUCAACUGAGUGCCACAAGCAUGCGAUCAGGGAGCGAGAAAGAGAAGGAAUAAUGGGAAGAGCAGAAGGGAUAGGAAAGGAUGAGCCCUUCACACCACACGCAGCUGACUUAGUAACAAGCUCAGGGGAGUCAGAGACAACAGACAUGACAGCAAUGCCAGAGUCUCAGAAUGCCAGCGCCGUCGAUAGGAUCUCACAGGGAGCAAGGCUGCAUGAGGGUCUUUCUUCCAGCAGGGAUGGCGAGGUUACAGGUAGCGCACACAAUGUGAUGGAUGACACGCUGGCAUUUAGGGGGACAAUCAGAGAGGGGACAAAGGAUGGGGAGAGGUUUGUCUUUUCCACAUCCAGACAAGGAGUGGAGGGAGGGAUCACGAAUAACUGUACGGGAAAUAAAGUACCUACAGAUGAGGAGAUAUUUAGGCCACAGAAAACAGGAGAGUGUGAAAUCUCCCAGAGGUAUGCAGAUGAAAAGCAGCAUGAGGAAUUCAGGCUGAACCAAAACAGUGAAAAUCCAUUACAGGAGAACGAGAGCGAUGAAAAUGAAAUAAGACUCGCACAGACAAACGCAGAUGAAUCCAAUCCGAGCCAAACAUCUGAGGAGAAUUUCAAGCAAAGCCAAAUAAUGGCAUUCAAAUUGGAGGAAUCAGAGAGCGAAGAUGUUGCGUCAAAUAACAAAUCCUCGGAAGAGGUGGAACCUUCCUAUUGUACGACAAGCGACGAAACAAAGAGACUAAUUGGUGCAGAAGUGGGAAUUAUUCAGGUAUUAAAUGAGGAACAUAGUGACAAACUUAAUUCAUCAUGGCAGAGGGGAAAACCGUCAAUAAUUUCGGAAGUACAUAAUAAACAGUCAAGGCCAAUCAAAGCAGGGGAAGAGGUGGGCAUUCAGAAAGAGGAGGAUUCAAAUGAAACAAGUGAACAUGUAUUAGUCUCAAAUCAGAUUGAGGAAGGAAACGGUUUGAGUUGUGACGGAAUAAUUGAGGAGCAAGAGGAAAUAAUAAAGUCAGCACCAGAGACAAGACACACAGUGGAAUCCAGGGAAAUGAAAAAGGUCUUCCAAGGUGAUCAUGAUACAUUCAGACCUUUUCCAACAGAUAAAUGCAACCCAAACGCCGUUGAGGUGGUAGAAAUGAGAUGGACUCACUCACAGGACGAUAUGAAGGGUCAGAGAGAGGAUGUAGGCCGUGAAAUGAGCCAAGAAGAAGUUAAGGACGUUGUAAAGAAAGACACUUCAACAGAACUUCAACACCAACCUGAAACAUUAGAUAGAACAGAGGAAGAUAUGAGUCAGAGAGACAAAGAUGAGAGGGUGAGUAUUGGAAAGCUGGAAAUAGAAGAGCUGGGGGAGUUGAUGGGUAAUGUGGAGAACCCUCGGGGGGAGAGCGAGAACGCACCGGCUGAAUUGAAAGAACGAGAGUUGUCAGCAGAAGUUGAGAGCUCUCCACGUGUUGAAUAUCAUAAAUCGUCAGAGGGAACAAAAGACCCCAUUACGGCGGAAAAUAUCGUAGCACUUGAAGUGAUAGAGUCAGGAUCGGAGGAGGUGUUCAUAGAAAGAUUUGGAGAAGAUUUGGUAAGGGGGGUUUGGGAAGAGGUGUUCGGCCAGAAUAAAACAGAUAUUGUUGAUGGGAUGGAGAUCGAGCUGGCAGAUAUACCUGAUAUUACACAAGAUUGUCUUUUUGAGACAGACUUCAAUGAUGAUUUUGAUUCAGGUGUAUUUUCCUUGACAGAACUACCAACAGAUCCAAAUUUAAGUCUCUGUCAAGGCCUGGAACAAACCGUAUCCACUAAGAGCGAUGAAUACUCCCCGAAAGAGACGAGUCAGUCGCUCGCCACAGCAGAACCAAUUCUCUCAGAAUCACAGACAGAUUUGAAUUCAAGUGCUCAUCUCAGUCAAGAUCUCGCCCCCGUUUCAGCCGCUCAGAGUAGACAGUCAUUGACUGAGUCGGCCCAAAGCUCUCCGAAGGAUCGGGAAAACAGCACUCAAAUACGAGAAAGAUCAGUCACCCGUCAGGAGACAAGUAGACACAGAGAAGACUGCGUAGUCGCCCACAGGGAGAGUUUUAAUCGAUCGGCACACCCGGCUCACAAACAUCCGAGUUCCUCCUCUGACAAAUUAAAAGAGUCCGAUAGUGUUGUGUGGUUGAUGUUGGACAUCCUCAGUAACAUCACCAGACUGCUAAUCUGCGUUCUCUUAGUCGCAGGAUUCUUUUUCAUCGUUUCCCUGUAUGAUUUCUCAGCAUUAUUUGCGCUCUACAUAUUUUCAUUGUGUUGGUGGUUUUACAAGUGGAAGAGACAUCGAGUGACGACAAACAAGGAGAUGGAGGGAUAGUCUAAGAGUUAUUAAGAGGGUGUUAAAAGCUGCUGUGUGUAGCAUUUCUUAAUCAUAACUGUCAAAGUAACUGUAACAGUCUUCAAUAUCUUCAUACUGUUUAUUCAGAUUGUGAAGAUGAUUGGAAGCUACAAAAAUAGGUGCAAUAAAACAAAAUGCUACACACAGCACUCGUAGCUUGUGUGUUUGGUUGUGUGUUUUUAUAUUUGGUUGUUUCUAACUCUCAUUGAGUUUGGUGCAGUGGUUCCCAACCUUUUGUUUGUCUUGUGGCCCCUUAAAGCAAUGCCUAAGUGUGGCCCCUUGUCACUCGUACGUCUACCAAAGAGUGACUUUUGUGGUUUAUGUGUUUCAUUUAGAUGAUAUGAGGAAAGUAUGAAAAAAGAAACAUACUUUUGAUGCAGUAGAAAUGUGUUUUUUUCAACUUCAUUUCUCUCCUGUUAUGUCUCAUGGCCUUUACAUUUUUUCUUGCGACCCCUUGUGGUGGUCCCAAACCCCAGAUUGGGAACCACUGAAUUAGUGAAUCAGGGGAGGUUUGUUUUUUUGUUAAUCAAAUCAACAAGCAACUUUGCAUUCAAAUUUAAAUAAAAGUACUAGUUUUUUGUUUUCUUUGAUUUAAUCCACUUUUUGUUGAAUGUGUUUUAGUGUAAACAAUUAUAUGUAUGAUGUGUGUAUAUUUGCAGUGUUUUCUGGGCCCAAUAUCACUUUACAAUGCACCAAAUGGAACAAAGUGAGUAUGUGUUUGAUCCUUAUAAAUAAAGGAUGUCUUGAAUAGUGGGGCAUUGGAGAUUUGAAAUGUUUAUCUUUCUUGGAUUUUCUUCAAUAAAAGAAAAAGAACUUGAAACUUUUCGGGGGUCUUUUACAACGUAA
Molecule: messenger RNA, 5066 nt
Organism: Sebastes umbrosus (honeycomb rockfish)
Lineage: Eukaryota; Metazoa; Chordata; Actinopteri; Perciformes; Sebastidae
Gene: ppp1r3aa
Product: protein phosphatase 1, regulatory subunit 3Aa
Exons: 4
Coding region: 105-4199 (1364 amino acids)
Biological process (GO): regulation of glycogen biosynthetic process
Cellular component (GO): protein phosphatase type 1 complex
Molecular function (GO): glycogen binding; protein phosphatase 1 binding
Source: RefSeq, a predicted model, not a curated record